AUGCAAGAUUCUGUUCCCGUCCUGUCUCUCCUCCUCUGCUCCCCCCCUCAUCUGCCCUCCUCUCUCCCUCCUCUCCCCCUCCUCUCUCCGUCCUCUCCCUCUGCUCUCCCCUUCCUUUCUUCUCCUCUUACCCCUCUUCUGGCCUCCUCUAUCCCUCCUUUUCCCCCUCUUCUGACCUCCGCUUUCCCUCCUCUCUCCCUCCUCUCUCCCUCCUCUCUCCCCCCUCCCUCUCUCCCUCCCCUUCCCCCUCUUCUGCCCUCCUCUUUCCCUCCUCUCCCCCUCCCCUCUCCCUCCUCUCUCCCUCCUCUCUCCCUCCUUUCUCCCCCCCUCUCCCUCCCCUCUCCCCUCCCUCUCCCCUCCUCUCCCCUCCCCCUCCCUUCUCCCCUCCUCUAUCCCCUCCCCCCCUCUCCUCCUCUCUCCCUCCUCUCCCCCUCCUCUCCCCCUCCCCCUCUUCCUCCUUUCUCUCUUCUGCCCUGUUAG
Molecule: messenger RNA, 480 nt
Organism: Knipowitschia caucasica
Lineage: Eukaryota; Metazoa; Chordata; Actinopteri; Gobiiformes; Gobiidae
Source: the annotation of a GenBank genome assembly